UUGAGGCGGGGCAUAAAGGAUGCUUUAUAAUGCCUGUACCCUGAGCCGAACUAUGUGACUUUGGUGAAACUUCUCAUAGCACCAGACUCAAGAAAGAAAACCAGUAAACAGCGACGGACUUUUAACAUCUCGGACCGCGAUGGAUCUAAUAAUUAAAGAAAUAAAUGGAAACACAAAACGUCUGCCUGUGGACUGCAAUGCUACAGUUGGUCAUCUGAAGCUGCUCAUUUCGCAUCACUUCAAUGUGAACCCUAUUCAGCAGAAGCUGUCUGCAAAUAAUGGUCAACGAAUCAACCUCGACGAUGAUUCCAGAAGCCUCAGCAGUUACGGAUUGCACGCAGGGUCCACGAUUGCGCUCCUCAUCACGACCCCUGGACCCAUGCAGGUGUUUGUCAGGAAUGAGAAGGGCAUAACGAGCACCUACGAUGUUAAUCCCAACGAGACAGUGGAUCAGCUUCAGCGUAAGAUCUACAAUAAAGAAAGAGUCCCGGUGGACCAGCAGAGGCUCAUUUUUAACGGCAGACACCUGGAGUCCGGCAGGAUGUUGCAAGACUACGACAUUACAAAUCAUAGCACCAUUAACAUGACUCUCCGUCUCCGAGGAGGUUAAUCGAAAAGUUUGACCUGGAGCUACGAGAAUUGCAAUGGCGAAAUCCCCAACAUUCCUACUGAAUCUAAUCUGUAUAUUCUGAGGGAAAAAGACCAGAAAUGCAAUAAAGCAGUGUUGUAAGUCACUUUGAAAAGUAUAUGCACAUAAUUGUCUUAACGUAACUGCCUGUAAUCAAUUGUGCAAUGUAGGCCUAUUACAUUUAUUGAAUCUUGUAUUGUAAUAUUUAAAAUGGUUUCUUUCAUUGUAAAUAAAAUGGUUGUAAAUAAAAAGAUACUCUAA
Messenger RNA from Triplophysa rosa, 889 nucleotides. RefSeq names its product polyubiquitin-like. The coding region runs from base 140 to 610 and encodes 156 amino acids. NCBI's taxonomy places the organism in Eukaryota, Metazoa, Chordata, Actinopteri, Cypriniformes, Nemacheilidae. The transcript is spliced from 2 exons. Gene Ontology annotation, cellular component: cytoplasm; nucleus. The record is from RefSeq and is a predicted model, not a curated record. Gene Ontology annotation, molecular function: ubiquitin protein ligase binding; protein tag activity. Gene Ontology annotation, biological process: protein ubiquitination; modification-dependent protein catabolic process.